This is a messenger RNA of Aureobasidium vineae, 819 nucleotides long. The record is from the annotation of a GenBank genome assembly. NCBI's taxonomy places the organism in Eukaryota, Fungi, Ascomycota, Dothideomycetes, Dothideales, Saccotheciaceae.
AUGGACAACCCUCCUGAGCCUAUGCCCAAGGUCUCGGUCGACCCUCUUCCUCCAGCGGCAUCCCCAUCGCCGUCUUCGCCUCCAUCUCCACCUCUUUCUCCACCACCGCAAGAGCGCUCGGUCGUUGCGGUUCCAGCAGCAGACCCAACACUUCAAAAGGCUGUAGCACCACCAGCAUCUGAUCCCAGUCCCCCAUCGCCACCUCCAGCACCUCCAGUUGUCGUCGCUAUCCCUGAACCUGUUCCGCCACCAGCUUCUCCUGUCAUCACACCAGCGCCAGUCAUCGUUGAGAAGGUCAAGGAGAGCCCAUCAGCUGCUCCUGUUCCAACUCCAGUACCAGCUCGGGCUCCAUCGCCAGCUCCAUCGCCCGCUCCUGCUCCAGCACCUGCUCCAGCACCUGCUUCAUCUACCACGGUUGUCGUUGAAAAGGUCAAGACGCCACCACCCCCUCUACCUACUGCACCCGCAGUAAUGGUUGUGGAGUCAGCAGCUGCUCCAUCGCCCGUCGUCGUCACUGCAGAUGCGGCCAUUGGGAGAAGCGACACAGCCACUCAUGAGCCACAGAAGAAGUCCGACAAGGUUCCUGUUCUCAUUGCAACAAGAUCAGCCCCUGAACUACAACAAGAUUCACACCAACUACAGGCCAGACCAUCGGUAUUGAGCUUCCGUUCGGCGCCUCCUGACACCUUUGUCAGACGUGACACACACGUUGUGGUCAUCGAUCCCGCGGUCAACGAACACCCAAAGAGACACUGGAGAGACAAGGUCAGAAAGUUUUGGGGAAGCAACGUUGCAACUGCUGUGGUUUCGAGAUAUUGA